Molecule: messenger RNA, 657 nt
Organism: Asparagus officinalis (garden asparagus)
Lineage: Eukaryota; Viridiplantae; Streptophyta; Magnoliopsida; Asparagales; Asparagaceae
Product: upstream activation factor subunit spp27
Exons: 2
Coding region: 83-418 (111 amino acids)
Cellular component (GO): nucleus
Source: RefSeq, a predicted model, not a curated record
AAAUCUUCGUUUUUAUAAACGCUUCAUUUUUUCCCCCUCUGGUCUGAAGACGAUCGAAAAAGGAAAAGUCUCGCUCUCUGCGAUGUCUAGGGUUUUUCAGGGAUGCAGGGUUCUGAUGGCGGCCGCCAAAUCAGGUACCAAGUCGACCGCCGCCUCCUCGACGGAGAAGCCAAAGAACAUCGGGCUGAUGAAGCCCUUGCCGGUGUCGCCGGCGCUGAAGAAGUUCGUCGGAGCUGCUGAAGUUUCCCGCGCUGAGGCUGUCAAGAAAAUCUGGGAGCACAUCAAGUCCAACAACCUCCAGAAUCCAGCAAACAAGAGGGAAAUUCGCUGUGAUGAGAAGCUGAAGUCUAUCUUUGAGGGGAAAGACACAGUAGGGAUGAUGGAAAUUGCACGCUUGCUUAAACCUCAUUUCCUUUGAAUCUAACUGACCAUAAAAAACAGGAGGGUGGUGUAUCUGGGGGGCUGGUUGGUGUUUUUGUUGAUCAGUGUUAAGUUGUUGCAGUUCAAUGUUUUACCUUUGGGAAGCAAUCUUAAAGUGCAGGACCAGUUGAUGCCUCUGCAUCCUAUUCUGUAUGAAAACCUUUUUUAGCCUGUGGUUUGUGCUGAUCAUGCUGAUGCUUCAGCAUUUGGCUAAUGCUAUUGUUUCCCUUGAUUUUU